Molecule: messenger RNA, 2271 nt
Organism: Galeopterus variegatus (Sunda flying lemur)
Lineage: Eukaryota; Metazoa; Chordata; Mammalia; Dermoptera; Cynocephalidae
Gene: CPOX
Product: coproporphyrinogen oxidase
Exons: 8
Coding region: 1-1335 (444 amino acids)
Cellular component (GO): mitochondrial intermembrane space; cytoplasm
Molecular function (GO): coproporphyrinogen oxidase activity
Source: RefSeq, a predicted model, not a curated record
AUGGCCUUGUCCCUGGGCCGGCUGGCCGCAGGCCCCUGCUGGCGCGCGGCACGCGGCGUCUGCGGAGAGAUGCGCGCUUGGUCCCAGCGCUGCGCACCAGGACGCAUCUGCCGGCCCCCUGGCACGGCUGGCACCGAGCUGAGCCGCGGCCGCGGGCUGGGACACGGCCCGACGGCGAGAGGCCGACCCUGGCUGGGGACCGGGCUGGCCGCGGGGCUGGCGGGGUUGGCGGGGCUGACCGCCGCCGCCUUCGGGCAUGUGCAGCGGGCGGAGAUGGUGCCCAAGAGCUCUGGGGCGCCGAGCCCCUCGCCCGGCAGGCCGGAGGAGGAGGACGAGCUGGCCCGCCGCUGUCAGUGCUUUAUGGCCUCACCUGUGACUGACGUGCGCGAGCUGCGGAGGAGGCCGGGCGACAUGAAGACCAAGAUGGAGCUGCUGAUCCUGGAGACCCAGGCCCAGGUGUGCCAGGCGUUGGCACAGGUAGACGGGGGCGCCAGCUUCUCUGUGGACCGGUGGGAGAGGAAGGAAGGAGGUGGUGGCAUAAGCUGUGUACUUCAAGAUGGGCAUGUUUUCGAAAAGGCUGGGGUGAGCAUUUCUGUCGUUCAUGGAAAUCUGUCUGAGGAAGCAGCAAAACAAAUGAGAAGCAGAGGAAAAAAUCUGAAGACUAAAGAUGGUAAAUUGCCAUUUUCUGCUAUGGGCGUGAGCUCUGUUAUCCACCCCAAGAAUCCUCAUGCUCCUACUAUCCAUUUCAACUACAGGUAUUUUGAAGUAGAAGAAGCUGAUGGUAACAAGCUGUGGUGGUUUGGUGGUGGAUGUGACCUCACUCCAACAUACUUGAACCAAGAGGAUGCUGUCCAUUUUCACAGAAUUCUGAAGGAGGCUUGUGACCAGCAUGGUCCAGAUCUCUACCCCAAAUUUAAAAAAUGGUGCGAUGAUUACUUUUUUAUAGCCCAUCGUGGAGAGCGGAGGGGCAUUGGUGGUAUCUUUUUCGAUGAUCUCGACUCUCCAUCCAAGGAGGAGGUGUUUGGCUUUGUGCAGAGCUGUGCUCAGGCUGUUGUUCCUUCAUAUAUUCCCCUUGUGAAAAAGCACUGUGAUGACUCAUUCACUCCCCAGGAGAAGCUGUGGCAGCAGCUCAGAAGAGGACGAUAUGUAGAAUUUAAUCUGCUGUACGAUCGGGGUACAAAGUUUGGCCUCUUCACACCAGGAUCCAGGAUCGAAAGCAUCUUGAUGUCUCUACCUCUUACUGCCCGAUGGGAGUACAUGCAUUCACCCUCAGAGAAUUCCAAAGAAGCUGAAAUUCUGGAAGUUCUGCGCCAUCCCAGGGACUGGGUGCAUUGAUGCAGGCAGAGCGGCUGUGCUGGGCUUUGGAGGACACAGGUCUGUGUCCCUUCCCACUGGCUGGCACUGUUGCCACCAUGUGGCAGUUAGUUACCUGCACCUCAGUGUUUCAGUCUUCUCCAGUGUGGGUCUCACCUUCUUUUUGUCAGGUGGUAAAAUGUUUUGGAUGCUGUCAGUGAUGGGCAUUGAGACAGCAGAUUGUUGUCAGAGUCAAUUGGUGAUAUAGAACUCAUUCAUAGUUUUAGAAUCAUUUUAUAUGACUAGUUCACAAAAUAUGACAUUGAGUUUCCAAGUAUUGAGAUAAGGGAAUAUAAAUAUUAUAAUAUGUACAGGGAAACUCCUCAUCUUAUUUUUGUUUCAUGUAUUUUAAAAAGUUUCAGUUUCUGCCACAAAAAUCUAUGUUGUGGGAUACAUUUAUUUCAUUCAGAGAAGUUGAGAUGACUUGGUACUUUUAGCAUGCAGCUUGAAGGCAAAAGUUUUACUUUGUCAUUACUGAAGUGUCUUUGAAAUAAUCUUUACAUAUUUCUCUAGAGAUAAUAUUGUAAAACAAAUAUUCAUUUUUAUAAUGAUAGAUAUUUAGGAGCACUUAAUUUUUUUUAAUCUUGUAUAUGUAACAAUUCAGUGAUUACCUGUAGUUUUUAACUCUAAAGUGACAUUACCGUUAUUUAAAUAAGGGAUGUCUAAGUUGUAAUUUUGAUUUUUGUGGAACCAUAAUUGUUAAUGUUGGGAUUCUCUGUCCUUUUGAAUGUGAAAGCUUAUAUCUCUGGAUUCUGAUGUUUAAAGUUUUCUAUUCCAGACAUUUCUUCACGGAAGUUUAGACUAAGAACAAUCCUAGGGAUAUUGGGAAUUAAUUUAGGAAAUGUUUCUCAUUUGGAAAAUGAGAUUGGAAAUAUUUUUCCUCUUUAGGGCUGGCCCAUGGCUCACUUGGGAGAGUGU